Molecule: messenger RNA, 1224 nt
Organism: Mesitornis unicolor (brown roatelo)
Lineage: Eukaryota; Metazoa; Chordata; Aves; Mesitornithiformes; Mesitornithidae
Product: leucine-rich repeat-containing protein 15-like
Exons: 2
Coding region: 1-1224 (407 amino acids)
Cellular component (GO): plasma membrane
Molecular function (GO): protein binding
Source: RefSeq, a predicted model, not a curated record
AUGCCCAACCUGAUCAAGAUUUUGUUUAUUGGCAACAAGAUCAAGACAGUUGAAUCUGGAGCUUUUGACAGCUUGGAGAAGCUGAGGGACUUGGAGAUAUCUGGUGCCUCGUUAGAAGAACUACCUGUGGGCACUUUCCAAAACCUCCCAAGCUUGCAGAGGCUGGAGCUGAGAGACAGCCACCUCAGAUACAUCCCCAAAGGCCUGUUUGAUGGGCUGGAAAAUUUGGGAGAGCUCUCCUUGCACAUCAAUGCAAUCCAUUCUCUUCCAGAGGGCGUUUUUGAUUCUCUCGUCAAUCUAACAUUUUUGGACCUGGCUAGAAACAGGAUCAUGACUGUUCCUGGGAAUGCCUUCAGCAAACUCUCCCAGCUGCGAGUCCUCCGGCUGUAUGAGAACGAGUUGCAGGACCUCCCAGAGGGGCUGCUGGACAGUCAGCCAGGGCUGCUGGAGCUCAGCCUGCAGAGGAACAGGCUCAAGAUGCUGCCACCCAUGCUUCUGAGGAACCUGCCUCACCUGGAGAAACUCCUCUUGGACAACAACCUCAUCGGAGUUCUCCCAGCUCAGGGCUUUUUUGGUUUAAACAAAUUGAAACUGCUGACUCUGGGUUCAAACCACAUUACGGAGCUCCCCUGCUGCCUUUUUGACACCAUGCCACACCUACGGGAGCUGGACCUGGGCAGGAACAGUUUGGCCACACUUCCAGAUGGUGUCUUUGUCAACCUCACAUCUCUUGGCAAACUCAUCUUGUCCCACAACCAGCUAGCAGCCCUGCCAAGAGGAGCCUUCACUGGGCUCAGCAAGCUCUUGGACCUCCAGCUGGACACAAAUCAGCUCUCUGCUCUGGAUGAUGAGGUCUUUGCUCCUCUCUCAAAUCUGAAAACCCUCAACCUUCGGAAGAACCAGCUGGAGAGUGUCCCCCGAGGGCUUCUGGACCCCCUGAAGAAGCUCAGCUCAGUGUAUCUGAGUGGGAACCCAUGGAGAUGUGACUGCAACCUCUGCUACCUGCACAGCUGGAUCUUGGGCAACAGCGAGAAGGUCAAAUUGUCCACCCAAGUGUCAUGCAAGAGUCCACCCCACCUGGCAGGCGCCAACCACAUUGUCACUGGCAGCUUUUCCCAUCAUGGCACUGCCAACUAUGCUGUCUCCCAUGGCCACCUCUGCCAUGUUGCCAACCAUGCCAGUGGAGGCCUUCUUCACCACUCCAUCACCAACUGUGCCAUCUAA